Messenger RNA from Triticum dicoccoides, 3966 nucleotides. RefSeq lists its product as uncharacterized. Gene Ontology annotation, biological process: negative regulation of transcription elongation by RNA polymerase II. The record is from RefSeq and is a predicted model, not a curated record. NCBI's taxonomy places the organism in Eukaryota, Viridiplantae, Streptophyta, Magnoliopsida, Poales, Poaceae. Bases 393 to 2900 code for a protein of 835 amino acids. The transcript has 6 exons. Gene Ontology annotation, molecular function: histone reader activity.
GCUCCGUCCCAGGAAGGAAGCCAUUAUUGCUCCGUUCACCUGCUGCUGCCCUCUCCUGUGUCACGCACGCCGCCUCUCCCUCCCCCGCUCCCAGCCUGCAACCUCGGGUUCACCAGCACAAGUACAACCGGAGAGAAGCGGGGUUUCGCCUCCAAAAUCUCUCGUCGAUCAAAAGAAGUUCUUGAGGUCGAUGUGACCCCGUUUCCAUCUUUGGAGGUUUCGUAGAGAGGAUGGGUUUUGCGCGGGGAAUGUGCUGGAUGGAUUCCCGAGGUCUCUGUUGAAUCCAGUUUCUUGGAGAUUUGGGAGGUUUGAUUUCGUCCGAGCUCAGGACGCCCAAACCGUUGUGCUUGUGUCCCGGGGAGAUUAUUUGGAGCGGCGGAAGGUGGUGCGACAUGGCUGCUGUAUGUGAAAUCUGUGGAGAUGUUGGUUAUGGACAUCUUUUGCUAUCUUGUGAUCACUGCAAGUGUGCCAUGCACCAAUACUGUCUGGCCAAGGUUCUUUUUGAUGGAUCAUUAGUAGAACGCUGGUUCUGUGAUGAAUGCCUGCCAAAGCGUGGUGAAGUUACUUAUGAGGGAUUUUUGCAGAAGGCGCCAAAACAUGCUCGUUCUGGUUGUGUAGUACGCCGGGCAAGUACCAUAAGUGUGAGGUCAACAAGGGAAGCAGGGCCAUGUAGAAACCAUAAGAGUAAGUCAGAGAAGUCUAAAAGUAAAUCUCGAAGAAAGAAAUGUUCGUCAAGCAAGAAUUCUAUGCUAAGGAAGCACAAACAAAAGGGGUCUGAUAUGCAACCAAUGGGUAAUAAGACCAUUACACGAGAUUGCAAUGCUCCCAAUAUUUCUUGUGAUAGUGAGAAGGAACUUCAUUCCUGUGAAGUCAUGACCAUUGAAACAUCCAAGGCCGGCAAAGCGGAGAAUCAGCAGAUUGACCAUGGACAUUGUGUUCAUACAUUAAACAAUGAUUGUGUUGCAAAUUGCUUGCCAGCAACGGUAAAACAAAUCAAUCUCCAAAACCCAUUGGAUGAAUUUGAACCUCCUCUAGGUGAUGCAAGGCAAUUGAACCCCUCAAAGGACAGUGACUGCCUGUCGCCAGGGAACGUUGAAAUUGAAAAUCUAAAGGGUCAUGUUACACCAGUCGUAGCACGGGGAAAUCAGAGUGUACCCAAUAUUUCUUGUGAUAGUGGAGAGGCACUUCAUUCCUCUGAAGUCAUGACCAUUGAAACAUCCAAGGCCGACAAAGAGGAUAAUCAGCAGAUUGACCAUGGACAUGGUGUUCAUGCAUUAAACAAUGAUUGUGUUGCAAAUUGCUUGCCAGCAAGGGUAAAACAAAUCAAUCUCCAAAACCCAUUGGAUGAAUUUGAACCUCCUCUAGGUGAUGCAAGGCAAUUGGACCCCUCAAAGGACAGUGACUGCCUGUCGCCAGGGAAUGUUGAAAUUGAAAAUCCAAAGGGUCAUGUUACACCAGUCAUAGCACGGGGAAAUCAGAGUGUACCAUCAACACUACUGGAUCGGGUGGAUUCAGGUUCCUUCCCAGGAACCAAUUUGAAAGAAAUCGUUCUUCUGGAGGACAGUGAUACAUCAGCGGAACUUUUUUAUACUGUGGAGAAUUGUGUUAAGGACAAUCAAGGGAAGCAAAUACAGCUCAUUAUACUGGACGAUGAUGAAGAAGAGGCUGCGGAUGUGCAGUCAGAAGAUUACAAUCAUCGGUCGCUUGAGUGUGAUGGAUCACUGAGCAAGCGUAGAAUAGGCAUGGAAGAUUGUGUCAAACAAGCUGUACAGACUGGUGAUUUGAAUGGUCAAAAUCUCAAUGCUGUACACCUAGAUAUUUUGAUUCCUGAAUCUUGUGAGAUUACUCAGCCUGUGAAGAAACGGAGGAGAAAUAUAGAGGCGAAUGAAGAUAACAAAGAUGAAGAGGUUUUAAUAGGUACCAGUAAUCGUAAAUGUGCUCUUGAUAAUGCUUCAAAGUUGACAUCAGAAACUUUAGUUGCAACGGAUCCUGUUUUCGGAUCCAGGAUGGCAUUUGAUUCAGAGUUUGCCAAUCAGCAAUCUUCUAUGUACUCACAACCCACUGAUGAACCUAUCUGGAGUGGAAUACUUAAGAUAAACAACGAAGUAUAUAUCUCGUUGACUGCACACCUGUCGACCACAGCUUGUGGGUUUGUGCGGGAAUUCUCAAGGUCGUUGCAACCAGUAGUUAAAGUAAUCAAGCUCCCUCGGUUGGAAGCCUGGCCAGAGAGUUGGAGGACAUCAAGGCCUACUGAUGGCGACAUUGCAUUGUAUUUCUUUCCGCCCAGUGCGAGCCCAAAUGAAGAAUCGGAUGGGCCAGUGGAGGAAAUCAUUGAUAGUGGUGCUGUCUUACAAGCUGUUAUUGGUGUCGCUGAGCUGCUAAUCUUCCCCUCCACAAUGUUGCCAGCGCAAUAUCAUUUGUGCCAGGGCAAACGCUACCUGUGGGGGAUGUUCAAGCGUAGGGAAGAUGAGUCCGACAGUGAUCAUCUAGUUGAAGAACAAGAUGGUUCAGCAUGUGCCAAAGUAGGGGAGAUACAAGAACACAUUUUUAUGGACCGGCAAUAUGAAGUACAAUGUGUUUCACCAGAUCAUGAAACUUCGGCUGUGAAGCAUGUCGUGCAUGUUGAGAAUCAAUUGCUGGUGGAGCAGAACUGUGGAGGGCAAGAGACGGCGAUGAGUGCUACGAUGGGCCUUCACUCACCUGGCAACAAUUCGUCAUCUGCAGAGCCGAACCCACCAAAGGCUAGAUCAAACUGUUUCACACAGCCAAGAGCUGACAGUAAACCAGAUGUGCCUGAAGAAGUGGACCACCAAGAUGAGCAAAACUUCACCAAGCCAUCAGCUGACUCUGCGGGACCUGCUGCAGCCACUCCCAGUCCAAUCGAUUCUGCCGAGUCAUAGUUGCCAUGUUUCCGGUACGGUGGGAACGAGAAACGGGAACGAGGGACGAGAGUCGGUGGUUGAAAAAAAUAAGAUACAACGAAGGUAUACAUCUCUCGAACGAAUUUUUUAUAGCGGGGACGCGAUCCAAUCCAUUUGGGUACGAUGAACCCGGUACGGUACCAUGGAUCGAGGAACGCAGUUCCUGAAGAACGACGACUCCCUGACGUUCAGCAUUCCUUGCUGUUAAUGAAUCCCUUGCAAUUAAUGGACUGGAGGAAAAACGAGGAGUCCUUGAGAAAAGAAACGACGGCGUGAGUAAAUUAUGCCUCGCGUUUUGGCUGUUGGAUCCUGGAACCUGAAUCGAGGAGCAGGCUGCGGGGACGCCGAAUCUUCAUCGAAUCGUACCGAAUCCGACCUCGUUCCCGAAUCCGAUUCCGGGUCGAUGAAUCGGGAUCGAGGGACGGCCUACCGUUCCCCGUUUCCGGCUACUAUGUGCCGAGUGUGGGGCAGUGCCUCCCAUGACUCAAUUGUUUGGGUUUGUCACGGCUCGGACACCAAGAGCGCAGAAGCUCAUCCAGGAGAUGGUCAGUGAAGGUGCGCUGUUAUUUUCGGUGACUGAAGAGAUUGCGACCGGCGGAUCUGCAGUAGGCAGUAAUACUGGAGCACAAGUACAUCUGGCACCUGACAGUGCGUCUCCGCCUAUGCAGGAGCGCUGCCAGCCCAUCGGAUUCGUUCCACUGGAUGAUGAUGUGGCUUCUGAAGCCUGCCUGGAAUUGUUCCCAGUUCGGCAGGAGCAUAUUGGAUGGACUCCUAGGGUAGAAACUAGCAAGGAGGUAGAUCUUGACCUGAGCCUUAGCGCGCGUUCCCGGGCAUCGUCUGGGUCGCUCCUGUAAUAUUUGCUGCCGAGGCAACUUACGAACCUGGCCGAGUACAAUUUUGCUGAGAUUUCUUUGUUGUCUACCAAGCCGGCAAUCUUUUCUCUGUUAUUUCCAAGCCGGCAAUCUUUUCUCUGUUAUUUCCAGUGCAUUCGUUUGCAAUGUUGCUGGCCAUGCUUUUUCUUCUUGUAGUGAGUUACUUUUUUGUA